AUGAUUUUCUUACCCUCCUUAGAAACAGCUGACAGAGAGAAAAUCAUGGACAUCGACCAGUUGUUGUCGGAACGGGUGUUGGAACUCUUUGGGCCCGAAACACUCGAGCUCGAUAACCAAUAUCAAGUCGACAUAUCCCUGCAACACAUCCAACCAGUAUCUUCCGAGUAUGUAGAUCAGAAGGAGCAAUUAAAGGCCCAGGCUAAGUAUCGCCGCGAAGCUGACGCCAAACUCACCAAAUACUCUUUAGAACCGACAUUCUAUAUGCCCAGUACUAUUAGAGCAACACCUAUCAUCUAUACUGAACCUGAAGAACAAGAGCCACCACAGGAAAACCAAACAUCAGACCAAACACCUACCUCACAAAAUUCACAAACAGAACAUCAGAAUAAGAUGAGCAACACUAAAAAGCGGAAGGAGCGAUACAAGGAGACCAGAAGGAACAUCCGGAAGCAACGUAAAGAAGAAAAAUCCGCAAAACCUCCUCCAACCACUUGA
Macrosiphum euphorbiae (potato aphid) is the source of this 498-nucleotide messenger RNA. NCBI's taxonomy places the organism in Eukaryota, Metazoa, Arthropoda, Insecta, Hemiptera, Aphididae. The record is from the annotation of a GenBank genome assembly.